AUGCUUGGAAAGUGGUUGACAACAGAAGCACCCAGACACAUCAAAAGGGUAGAAAUAGUUUUUCCUGUUGUAGGGCACUCCUUUAUUCCACCCGACCGCGUGUUUGCUCAAAUAGAGAAAGAUUUGAAAAAGCGUGAAGUCAUUUCGUCACCUGAACAAUAUCAAGAAAUCAUAACUCAAUAUUGUAAAAUGACUGCUCUAGAUACAAUUGCAGUACGAGAUUGGAAAUCGGCCUACGCACCAAUUAUCAAACCAACGACUAGCUGGCACGUACAGUUCCAAAACUGCAAAAGGUUUUUCUUGACACGUUCCAAAACAAAUAAUUUAUUGCUGCAAGGAGAACAGUCAUAUAAAAUUGAAAUUAAUGUAAAGAAGCCGAUAACAAAGAAAAAUAAAAGCAUCACUAUGUUGACUCCAGUUGUUAUUCCAGCAAACCAGUUGAUUCCAAAGAAAGCAAAGAUCACCGAUGUUUCAACUCUAUUGAAAAAACAUUAUGGAGAGCAAUGGAGACAUUAA
Messenger RNA from Parnassius apollo (apollo), 516 nucleotides. The record is from the annotation of a GenBank genome assembly. Lineage: Eukaryota; Metazoa; Arthropoda; Insecta; Lepidoptera; Papilionidae.